Messenger RNA from Gossypium arboreum, 516 nucleotides. RefSeq names its product membrane-anchored ubiquitin-fold protein 6-like. The transcript is spliced from 4 exons. Gene Ontology annotation, molecular function: protein binding. The record is from RefSeq and is a predicted model, not a curated record. The coding region runs from base 112 to 516 and encodes 134 amino acids. NCBI's taxonomy places the organism in Eukaryota, Viridiplantae, Streptophyta, Magnoliopsida, Malvales, Malvaceae.
AUGCAACACCAUGUAAAGAGUAAGGUUUUUUUUUUUCAUUUUGAAAAACCCUAUGUUUGACAUGGUGAGUGAGAGGAGACUGUGUUCUGAGACUAAGAUUGUUCGUCUGUUAUGGCAUUCGACUUGAAAGUGGAGAAACCGAGAAAAAAGACUACUACGGCUAAUGAUGAGGAGCUUAUUGAGCUUAAAUUUCGCAUUUAUGAUGAGACAGAUAUAGCACACAAUACUUACACAUCAUCUAUGACUGUUGCAAAUCUUAAGCAAAAGAUUGUUGCUGAGUGGCCUCGAGAGAAAACAGUCACACCAAAGUCAAUAAAUGAUCUGAAACUUAUACAUGCUGGUAAAGUUCUUGAAAACAACAAAACACUCGCUGAUUUCAGGAUAACAUUUGAUGAACUUCCUAUCGAUUUCAUUAUAAUGCAUGUGGUAGUGCAGCUAGCUACAACAAAAAAGAAAACAGAAAAGAGCAAGGAGGAUGUGCAAAAGCUGAAUUCGUGCGGGUGUGUUAUUCUUUAA